This is a messenger RNA of Antechinus flavipes (yellow-footed antechinus), 3369 nucleotides long. It is a transcript of the gene CCDC167, whose product is annotated as coiled-coil domain containing 167. The coding region runs from base 100 to 393 and encodes 97 amino acids. The record is from RefSeq and is a predicted model, not a curated record. The transcript is spliced from 4 exons. NCBI's taxonomy places the organism in Eukaryota, Metazoa, Chordata, Mammalia, Dasyuromorphia, Dasyuridae.
CUGUUGACCAAUGAGAAUGAGGCACGAUAACGCGCGCCUGCGCCGUAGGGGCUGCAGGGGCCCCAACGGGCGGUGACUCGGGGGAGUGCUGCCGGGAAGAUGCCUAAAAAGAAGCGGGAGAAUCUGAGCGUGGCUCAGGAGAUAGAUGGGCUCGAAGAGAAGCUGUCCCUGUGUAGGAGGAACCUGGAGGAACUGAACAUCCGCCUUCGCAGGGAGGAGCUGAGCCCAGAGGCCAGGAGAGCUCUGGAGAAAGAAAAAAACAACCUGACAAGUAAAGCCUCCAGCUAUGAGAAGGAAACUGAGGCACAGAGAAUCUUCUCUGGAAACCCAAGAUUUCACACGCACAAAGUCCACCGCUGCUGUCGGUCACACUCCAGGGCGAGGGAGAACUGAGGUAGCAAGGGACUAGGCUGAGUUCUGAAAAACACUCGGGUGGAGGUCGCAGGUUAGAACGAGGAGGAAGCUUAGCUCCUUUGGUCCAACCCCAUCGUUUUUCAUGCGGGAAAGAAGAGCCUUAGAGAGGGAACGGCCUUCAGAUACAGUAGCUCUCUCUGCCUAUGGACAUGCAGACUCCCUUAACAGCAGACCACCUGUCUCUGGCAGGAGAGGCUGCUCUACAGCAGCUCUACGGGGGAAUGAGAGGGGAUGAGAUUUUGCCAAACUUAUUGGGCUUCACUGAACCUCUCUUGGGUGGGGAGGACCCGGUGGGGGGCUGAAUUUUGGGGAGGCACAAUUCUCCCCUCCCAGGCAGCCCCAGCAGUCUGCCAAGCAGCCCGAGAGAGGAACGGGGCACUCCCUCCGUGCCCUCCCCGAGAGACCCCUGGUUCCUGCCACGGGGAGACGUCCCCAAGCUCCCUUCUGGUCCUCAUAUUCCGUUAUGGCCAAAUGCCUCUCGGUCGCUUCUGCUCCCCAACCUUCCUCCUAUGCCUUCAUUCAAUAUUCCCCGGGGGUCAAGGGUUGGCACUUCAAGCCUUGUCUUGCCCACAGGACCCAGAGUGGGGUCAUACUGCCACCUGCUGGGUUGCAGUAACAGGACCCAGCCAGAACCUGAACUGAGAAGCAGGGAAUGUGGGAGUGAGUUAGCCUCUGACAAACCCAUUCACUCUGCCCCCAUCUCCAAGGCCAGGGUGGGAGUCAGCCUGGAAAAGACAUUCUCCCUCCCCUCAGCUCAGAGGGACCAGAAAUAAAAUAGGAACAAGGAAUGACGUGGGAUGUGGGAACUGAUUGGUCAAGGGGCCUAAUAGUUCACAUAAAAUAUUUGAAAUGUUAUAUGGCACUUUUAACGUUUAGAGCAUUUUCCUUAAAACCACCAAUCUCUUCUAAACUCCAUUUAUUCUUUUGUGGCUAUCACUGUCCUUCAGUCACCAAGUCUACAUCCUUGGAACCUUCCCUCCCUCUGUCUCUCACCUUACAUGGUCCCACCCUAAUUUAGGGCCUUAUUACUACUUUCCUGUAUUGGAGCUCCAGUUUCCAGGAUCUCCCUUCUCAAAUACAGUCUCCUCACAGCUGCCAAAAUAAUCAUCUUAAAAAUGUCAUUCCCCUACUCAAGAAUCCUCAGUAGCUCUCUCUUGCCUCAAAGAUAAAGUACAAAAUUCUGCUUGGUAUUUAUAUAGCCUUUCACAAUCUGGUUUCAAAAUUAUUUUACAUUAUCCCCUUAAUACAUUUUAUACCCAAAACUGUUAAACUUGCUGUUCCCCAGAUUUGUCUCUUUACAUAGGCUGACUAUGCACUCCCCUAAUUGUUCUCUCCUCUCAGGUAAUUACAAACAUAAUUACUUGUUUACUAUGUACAUAUGUGUAUAUACGUAUGUAUGUAUGUGCAUAUACACACUCCACUCCAUCCUACCCUUACUCCCAACAGAAUAUAACUCUUGGGGGAAGAGGAACUACUUUUGCCUGUCUUUCUAAUACAUCUCUCAAAGUAGACAGACAUUCAAAAAGUGACUGUGGAGAUUGAAUUGGACUAAAACUAGCCCAAAGAUCAGUCAAGGGUCAGAAUAUCCAGAUUCAAAUCCUACCUGGGUCUCAUAUUUCCUCAUUUUUAAGGUAGAUCAGACUAGAUGGCCUGCAAUCCCUUUCAGCUCUAUGCCUAGUAAUAUUCCUAUUUUACAGAUAAAGAAACUGAGGCUCUGAGAUUGUAGUUUACUCACUGUCACAUAGCCAGUGAGUAUGAAACAGUAUCUGAAUACAAGUCUCUUGACUCCAAGUCCAGUACUCUUUCUACUAGAUUUGUUAAUCUUAUGUUAGCUAUAAGAGCUACCCCUAGACAGGAAUUGGGCUUGGUAGUCUCAAGGCAGGUGAAUAACUUUAAAAGGUUCUAGGAUGGUCCUCCUUAGCCCCUCUAACAGCUCAACCAACCGAGGAGGGGUAGGUAAUGCUAAGUUUGGAACCUACAAGUGCAGAUUCUUCUCCGUCUUCACAUCCUGACUCCCACAGCUGGCCUCUACACAGAACCAGGAGUUAGCAACAUUACAGUUAAGUUUCCCCAGUACAUAAUUAUGACGCACCUACCAGGAGACUUCAGGGUCUGACUUGAAUAUAAGGACAUUAUUCAGAUGGGUCCCCUUCCUUGAGGGUCUAUCACACUUACCAGAGAUGAGUUAUGUGCCUCAAAGAAUUAGUGACCAGCAGCCCAGAAAGGAGUCCUAAGGUUCAUCUUGGCUCUGCAACCAAUUGCGUGAACUUGGGCAAAAUCAUUUAUUUCCCUUCCCUUUGUUUUACACUGAUAUUUCUUCCCACCCCUUUCAUCAUAAACAUUUUUAAUGACCACUUUGGGUUUUUUUUUUUUUUUUUAGUAUGUCGCUUUAGCCAAGAGGCUAAAUCAUUCAAGAGAAUGAUUUCUGAGGGCUUUUCCAGCUCCAACAAUUUAGCUUUAUGAUUCCAAUGAUAACUAUUAAUUAUGAUUGAGACACCCCGCCCCUCUUCUCUAGCUUCCCUCUUACCAACAUCUGUUCUCUACCCCUGGUUUCUCUCCCUCUAGGUUACUUUGGCCAUCCUCUUCAGGCUCAACAGCAUUUAAGAAAAGAUGAUGACAUAACAGUGGGCUUGGGGGAAAGCAUGUCAAGGUUAUACUUGAGCUAAAUUCUGGGGCCCCCAAGGGUAUAUACAUAGAGAGCUAGGUUGAACAAGAACAUUGGAGUUGGUGUGACCAAGAAGGUAAGGAGCCUGUUAAGUAUUCCCAAAUGCUAGGGUAAUACAUAGGUAGUCACUGCUGGAGGUGGACCAUAAAGGAGGCAGCCCCUCCAUCAUACGGGGGCGGGGGGGAUUUUCUUCACAGAAAGGGAGUUGAAGUCCCUUCGGAGAGAGAACCGUAAGAACACGCUGCUGUCUGUGGCAAUCUUCUUGCUCCUUCUUCUCGCCUAUGCCUACU